Messenger RNA from Selaginella moellendorffii, 1242 nucleotides. RefSeq names its product peptide chain release factor 1. Gene Ontology annotation, biological process: translational termination. Lineage: Eukaryota; Viridiplantae; Streptophyta; Lycopodiopsida; Selaginellales; Selaginellaceae. Gene Ontology annotation, molecular function: translation release factor activity, codon specific. The coding region runs from base 7 to 1209 and encodes 400 amino acids. The record is from RefSeq and is a predicted model, not a curated record. The transcript is spliced from 11 exons.
AGGGUUAUGAUGCUGGGAGCUGCCCGGCGAUGGCGAUGGCGUCUCCCGGCGUGGAAUCUGGGAAGCAGGAGCUUGUAUUCCACGCUCAUGGACAAGCAUGCGCCCAUUCCCGACGAUAUUUUGCGAAUUUUGGAGAAGAGAAUGAGCUCUAUUGAAGACCGCCAUGCUUGUCUUUCCAAAGCGCUUCUAGAGCCUGGGAUUGCGUCAGAAAAGCUCAUCAAGAUGAACAAGGAGCUUCGCAAUCUGGAUUACUCCGUGGAUAUGAUCAAGGCGCUGAGAGCCAAAGAAAAGGAAGUAAUUGGCUUGAAAGAAUUGGUAAAAGAGUCCGUUGAAGACGAAGAAAUGCGUAGGCUGGCCUCUGGAGAACUUCAAACGGCCACCAGAGAAGUGAGAGAUGCUCAGCACGAUGUUCUCCUGGAGCUUAUUCCUAAGGAUGAAGCUGAUAGCAGAGGUUGUAUUCUCGAAGUCAGAGCAGGAGCUGGAGGUGACGAAGCGUCAAUUUUUGCGUCUGAUCUCUUCAAGAUGUAUGAGAAAUAUGCUGCAAACAACUCAUGGAGGUUUGAAGUUCUGAGCAUUACUACCACCGACACCCGAUGUUACAAGGAGGCUAGUGCUGCAAUAUCUGGAGAUGGUGUUUAUGGAGCUCUUAAGUUCGAAAGUGGCGUUCAUCGCGUCCAGCGUGUUCCUGUCACUGAGAAGGCUGGGCGUAUACACACAAGUACUGCGUCAGUCGCUAUUCUUCCCGAAGCGAAUGAGAUUGAUGUCGAGAUCCGUAAUGACGAGAUAAAGAUAGACACUUACCGAGCUGGUGGAGCCGGUGGACAGCAUGUAAAUACUACCUGCAGCGCAGUCCGAGUUACCCACGCUCCAACAGGUAUCGUGGUCGCAAUCCAAGACGAACGCUCUCAACACAAGAACAAAGCAAAAGCUUUGAGUAUUUUAUAUGCUAGGCUGUACGAGCUCGAGCGGUCCCGAGCAGCGGCAAGUCGGUCUGAAUUACGACAAGAUCAGAUCGGCUCAAGCGACAGAUCGGAGCGCAUAAGAACGUAUAACUUUCCCCAAGGUCGGGUAACUGAUCGUCGAGUGGGAGUGACGCAACACGCGAUUGAGCAAAUUAUGGAGGGGAUUGGUCUGGAAAUUUUUGUGAAUGCGCUCAAGAUGCAGCACGAAGCGAGCGCUUUGGCGUCGCUCAAAGCUGCAGCAGCUUGACUACCCAUAAGUUUCACUGUUUUUUUUUCUUCC